Fusarium keratoplasticum is the source of this 1698-nucleotide messenger RNA. RefSeq lists its product as uncharacterized. Bases 1 to 1698 code for a protein of 565 amino acids. The record is from RefSeq and is a predicted model, not a curated record. Gene Ontology annotation, molecular function: oxidoreductase activity. The transcript is spliced from 4 exons. NCBI's taxonomy places the organism in Eukaryota, Fungi, Ascomycota, Sordariomycetes, Hypocreales, Nectriaceae.
AUGAACAAGACCAGCUCUACACAAAGCCGCGGGUUCAAGACCGAGUUGACCGACUACUCUAUCGUCCACGCUGAACAGAGUGGUCCUUAUGCAAAGGAUUUGGAAGUAGAUGCUCUGGUCGUGGGAGCUGGCUUUGCUGGCAUCUUUAUGCUCAAAACCCUCCGGGAUCAAGGACUCAAGACUGUCAUUUACGAAGCUGGCAACGACACGGGCGGCACCUGGCGUUGGAACUGCUACCCGGGCGCCAGGGUCGACUCUGAAGUGCCCGAGUACGAGUUCUCUUGGCCCGAAGUGUGGAAGACGUGGAAUUGGAAGACCAACUACCCAUCGUACCAAGAUCUGCGAGACUAUUUUGAUCACGUCGACAAGAUUCUCAACAUCAAGAAGGACUGCUCGUUCAAUACCGUUGUCGUCGGUGCUGAGUUUGAUACUGGAGCUGGCAAGUGGACCAUUCGAACUGAGGAUGGUCGUACCGCGAAAGCAAAGUAUCUCAUCUUGGGCACUGGAUUUGCUGCCAGGCGUUACAUUCCCGACUGGAAAGGCAUCGAAAAGUUUGAAGGUGUGAUCCACCAUUCCUCGUUUUGGCCUGACGAGGAGAUUGAUGUCCGAAACAAACGAUGUGCGAUCAUCGGUACCGGCGCAUCAGGUGUCCAGAUUGCUCAGACCUGGGGACCCAAGGCAGGCCACGUCAAGGUCUUCCAACGCACCCCAAACCUGGCCAUUCCGAUGCGCCGAAAGGAUCUUUCAGUCGAGACGCAGAAAAUCCAUAAGGAAUUGUAUCCAGAGAUGUUCAGACUCCGCGAGACGACAUUUGCUGGAUUUCGCUACGACUGGUCUGAGAAGAAUACCUUUGAUGAUACGCCCGAACGUCGACGGGCUACAUAUGAACAGGCCUGGACCGAGGGCGGCUUCCGGUUUUGGGUUUCAAUCUACAAGGAUAACCUCUUCAGUGGAAAGGCUAAUGUGGAGUCUUACAAGUUCUGGGCCGAGAAAACCAGAGCCCGGAUUCAGGAUCCGAAGAAGCGAGACCUUCUUGCGCCUCUUCAGAUGCCGCAUUACUUUGGCAUCAAGAGGCCUUGCUUAGAACAUGACUACUUUGAGCAGUUCAACCGGCCAAACGUCGAAAUCAUCGAUAUCAAGGCUAAUACUGUCAAGGAAUUCACCAAGACUGGCCUUGUUCUCGAGGACGGCACUCAUCAUGACUUGGAUGUCGUCGCAAUCGCUACUGGGUUUGACGUUGUCACUGGAGUCAUGACCCAGCUUGGUGUCAAGAGCAUUCACGGGACUCGCCUACAAGACGAGUGGAAGGGUGGUGCGAAGACAUACCUGGGGACCAGCGUCAGUGGUUACCCAAACAUGUUCCACAUUUACGGCGCCCACGCGCCCACGCUCAUGUGCAACGGACCCUCAAAUGUUGAGAUCCAGGGCCGCUGGGUGCUGGAUAUGAUCCUGAAGAUGGAGCAAAACAACAUCAAGUAUGUCAAUCCGAAGUCCCAGGCUGCCGACGAGUGGAAGCAGCAUGUCAUCGACCUUAACAACAAGACGCUGUUCCCUACGACAAGCUCUACAUACAUGGGCGGGAGCGUGCCUGGCAAGGCCUAUGAGCCUGUUUGCUAUUCUGGUGGAUUGCCUGCUUAUAAGGCGGAGAUUAGGCAGGCGCUGGAUAGCAUGGAGGGAUUCGAAAUUGUCAAGAAGUAG